AUGAGUCUGAGUGUUGACCUUGGAGGAACCCCGGUGACCCCCCAGCUGACCGAGAGUCUGAGGAAGAUUCUGCUCGGUGGAACGUUUCAUGUCUUCAAUUACGAGUGGAGGAAAUCCUUCUUUCAGUUCAGAGAGCCGGACUCUGAGGUUUCUUACGCUCUGAAGACCGACAGCGGCGGGGCUCAAGCCAUUCAGAUGGUGAUCCAGGCCCGGAUCAUUAAACACCUGCUGUUCCUUCGGCAGAGCGCUUCGGACGGACAGACGCUGCACAGUCUCACCGUCGGACAGAAGGAGCAGAACGGAGCUUUGGCAACGGUGCUGGCCGACAGCCUCUGGUUGGCUGGCCAAGAAAGCGAAGCCACCGUCACCUUGGUAACCCAAGAAUACUCCAUCACACCUCACCUGGACUACAAGCUGGACAACUUCACAGAGAGGUUGCAGCUUUUUACGUUUAACGCAAAGGAAGAUGUGGAGAACUUCAUCCUGGAUCACUUUCAGUGUGUGAGAGAGGAGGGGAGUCAUGGAGUCAUCCUGUUCCUGUACAGCCUUAUUUGUUCCCGGACAGUCAACAGGCUGAAGGAGGACCUGGACUCCACCACCUCCCACCUGCUGUACCUCAGGGUGGGAAACUUUGUAUGCCGUCAGGCCUUGCUGAACCUGCUGUUGACAGGAAAGGCCAGUCCGAAUGUCUUCAACGGGACUCGGUCCCUUGGGGAGGACGGACAUCCUCUGGAGCAUCCCCUGCAGGGCCUCCUGUCCCGAGGAGAUGUUGGAUAUCUCCACUGGAGCCGGGAGCAGAUGGAAGGAGGACGACUCCCACAGGUGGGCAGCAUGUUGAAGACCCCCCGGUACCCCGUGUGGAUCUGCUGCAUCAACAGCAGUUUCUCUGUGCUGUUCGGGCUGAAGCGCUCGCUGCUCUCUGAUUGGAGGAUGGAACACCGGUUCCAUCUUUUCUACUUCAGCGGGCAGAGCUGCCAGGGGACCACGACCCAGCUGACUGUGGGUGAGGACCGGGGUCCCCUUUGGGGGGAGGGGGGCUGCUCUGGGUCUGACCAGCUCGCCGCUCUCUGUUGCAGAUACUCACCCUCACCACUGGGAGGCCCCCGUUAGGCGCUCAGAGGAGAACCGGUCUCUGGAGAUGACCAUCAGGACCAAAUGGGACGGGGCCGCCAUCGACUGGACGGGAUAUCGAGGCGUGAAUCCCUAAUAAAUUAAGCACUAUUAUAUAAUCUUUGAAUAUUUAUGAUGAAUGUAUUUAACAAACCAGAAUACAGUCAUUAAAACCUGGUCAAAAUAAACUAUAAUAAUAUAAAAGAAAUGGGUCACAGUCUGAAUCCAGAGGUUUUUAGGCCAAUCUUAAGAGUCUAGUCCUGACGCACCUGAUCCAGUCUGGACCCCUAGGGACCAGAAGGGGAGGGGGUCUGUGACCACCUGAUUCACUGUGUGUAUUAAAGAUUCCUCACCU
This is a messenger RNA of Gasterosteus aculeatus aculeatus (three-spined stickleback), 1465 nucleotides long. The record is from RefSeq and is a predicted model, not a curated record. Lineage: Eukaryota; Metazoa; Chordata; Actinopteri; Perciformes; Gasterosteidae.